UGGAAGGCCUUUCGUCUUCCUCUUCCAUCUACAACUUUUGAAUCCAGUGCUCCUCUCUCCCCCUGUACAGUUCUUCACUUCUUUGGUUGGCUCGUUUGCUUGCUUGGCAAAAACCAUGAGGCAAAGCAGAAUCUCAGAAAAUGCCGAAACUGGUUUCUUCGGUAGCAUUUCGUCCUCUUCAAUCAGAAGCCUUCUUCCCAGAUCAAUCUCUUCCAAACAGAAAUCUAACUCAAACCCUAAAAUUCCCAAACCGAAUGCUGAAAAUACUCCACCAUCUGAUCCAAACAUUCAAGUUUGCGACGACCGAUCAUCGCCAGCUACCAAGCAAUUACAGUCCAAAGCCCCAUCUUCCCAGCUCGAAGUUGUUGAAUCAGAUGCUCCUCGGGACUCCCCAGUGAAGGUUGUAGUGCGAAUCAGACCUCCUAAUAACGAAGGAAGCGAAGGAGAUGAGACCAUUAAGAAGGUUUCUUCGGAUACGUUAUGCAUUGCUGACAGUGAAUUCACAUUUGAUUUGGUUUUUGAUUCAAACUCUUACCAGGAAGAUAUUUUUCAGUCAGUUGGUGUCUCAUUGGUUAAAAAUGCUUUAGCUGGUUACAACACUUCACUCCUGUCAUAUGGACAGCCUGGAAGUGGGAAGACUUAUACAAUGUGGGGUCCCCUGAGUGCCAUGGUUGAAGAACCCUCGCGUUACAGUAAACAGGGAAUGGCUCCUCGGAUCUUCAGAAUGUUAUUUUCUGAACUUGAGAGAGAGCAACACAAAGGGCAACAGUUCAACUAUCAAUGUCGUUGUUCUUUCCUUGAGAUAUACAAUGAGAAAAUUGGGAAUUUACUUGAUCCAGUCCAGCAAAACCUUGAGCUGAAGGAGGAUUCCAAUAAUGCAUUGUAUAUUGAGAAUUUGACAGAGGAAUAUGUCACAAGCUAUGAGGAUGUGGCACAAAUUCUUAUUAAGGGCCUUUCAAGAAGAAAAGUUGGAGAGGCAAGCUCAAAUUCUGAGCGCUCCAGAUCGCAUAUCAUUUUUACUUUUACAGUUGCGUCUUGGUGUAAGCAAACAUCAAAGGGUUUCAGAAGCUCAACAACAAGCAGAAUUACCCUUAUUGAUCUUGCUGGAUUGAACAAAAAUGAAAAUGAAGCAGAUAGACUAUGUGUAAGGGAAAGCAAAAAUUUGAAGAAGUCCUUGUCUGAUUUUGGGCACCUAGUGGAAGCCCUGACUCAAGAAACUCGGUCUGCCAAUGCUGCAGAAAUUACAGACAGGAGUUCUUAUUUAACACGCUUAGUACAAGAAUCACUUGGUGGAAAUGUCAAACUCUCAGUAAUCUGUUCCAUCUCAUCUGAUAACAAGAGUAAUAGCGAAACACUGCGGACUCUCAGAUUUGGACAACGAAUAAGAUCCAUUAGGAACAAGUCAGUUAUCAAUGAAAUAAAAGAUGAUGAAGCUAAUGGUUUGAGUGAUCAAAUCCGGCAGCUAAAGGAAGAACUUGUUAGAGAAAAGGCUAACGUUCAUAAUUCAAUGGGGAGUAAAAAUGGAUGCUUCCAAGGACGUAAUGUUCGGGAAAGCUUGAAUAAGUUGAGAGUCAGCUUAAACCGCUCUUUACUCCUACAUCAAAUCGAUAAUGAUACUGAAGAAAAGGCAAACGUGGAUGAGGCUGACAUAAAGCAAUUAAGCAAGCAGAUUAAUGACCUGUACGGUCCAUGUGAAAUUGAGAAUUCAAUAGAUAUAUCUGUCGAUGAAGAUGGUUCCCAGGUUAAUUCUGUUGAGGAAAGUUUUGAUGCUGACAUGAUUGAGGGCGACGAAACUGAAAAGAAGGAAGAGGAUUCAGAAAAAACUUUGAAUAAGCUCUGUCAUGAGGACAAAAUGACACCAUCGGAUGACCAUCUGUGCACUUUAAGGGCGAUUAAAUCUUCAUCUAGAAACAGCAUUUCAGUCAGCUCUCCGAUCUUGGAACCACCGUUAUCUGAGUCUCCAAAAAUCAGAAAUACCCAAAGGAAAAGCAUGGCUGUUUCAUCAAGUUAUCUGGGAGGUUGGAAUAAUGCUGCAGGGAGUUUGAAUUAUAGUAAAGACAUGUUAAGACAGUCGGGUAAGGUUUUGCCAGGCCCCACUGAGUCCUUGGCAGCCAGUCUUCAGAGGGGCUUACAGAUAAUUGACUAUCAUCAGCAGAACUCUGCACUGAACAAAUCUUCAACUUCCUUCUCCUUUGAGCACUUAACCUUGGAACCCUGCUCAAAAAUUGACAAGGUUGAUUCUUCUAUGCAAACAACACAGGAAAAACUUUCAAGUGAUGUAGUACCUGCUAAUUUCCUCUGUGGAUCUUGUGGCAUAAAAGUAUCUGAUAUGGCUUCCGCUGAGCAUUUGGAAAAUGAAAUGGCAAAAGCCAUCAAGAGAGAGAAGGAGCUGGAAAUCAUUUGCCAGGAACAAAGAUCUAGAAUUGAGCAGCUAAGUCAGUUGGUGGAGAAAUACAGAGGUGAAAAGGAAAUAAACUCCCUCAUUGUGUAUGAUCAAGAAAUUGACAGGCAGAUUAAAGAUGAAGAGUACAACUCGCUAGAAGAUAAGGACAAGCUUCUGAGCUUUUCCACUUCAGAAAACCUUCUACGGCAUAUUUCAGAGGGAAAAUCUGAAAUUAAAGAAGUCGAAAAAGAGUUUGCUGUAAGAGACACCUGUUUCGACGAUAGUGAGAAGGAAGCACUUUUGAAGGAAAUUCAGAUUCUAAGAAAUAAGUUGCAGUUAUGUGGUGGUGAUGCACCAGUCAAAAAAUCUACAGAUAAAUUGAGAUCUUCAUUGAUAUCAAGAUCCAUACAACUGCAAAAAAGCGGUGUAUCUUUUCAGGCUAAUGGCGGGGAAGAGCUAGAGAAAGAAAGACAGAGAUGGACAGAAAUGGAAAGUGAAUGGAUUUGUCUCACUGAUGAACUGAGAGUUGACCUUGAGUCAAGCCGUCAACAUCUAGAGAGGGUGGAGUUGGAAUUGAAGUUAGAGAAGAAGUGCAAGGAGGAGUUGGAUGAUGCAUUGAAAAGAGCUGUUGAUGGGCAUUCGAGAAUGAUAGAACAUUAUGCUGAACUACAAGAAAGAUAUGAUGAGGUGGCUGCAAAGCACAAUGCUAUUAUGGAAGGAAUAGCAGAAAUGAAGGCGGCGGCAGCAAAGGCAGGCAAAAAGGGCCAUGCUAAAUUUGCCAAAUCUCUUGCAGCUGAGCUUUCUACAAUGAGAGUAGAGAGAGAAAGGGAGAGAGAAUUUUUGAAGAAAGAGAACAGGAGCCUCAAGAUUCAACUUAGAGACACUGCAGAAGCUGUGCAUGCAGCUGGAGAACUACUUGUUAGACUUAGAGAAGCUGAGCAUGCAGUAUCCAUUACCCAGGAGAAUUUUGCGAAUGUACAAGAAGAGAAUGGGAAGUUGAAAAAGAAAAUAGAGAAGCUCCAAAGGAAACAGAAGAUGGAGAUGAUAACCAUGAAGCAGUACCUAGCAGAUAGCAAGUUACCAGAGGCUGCGCUGAAACCACUAUAUAGAGAGGACUCUUAUGAUGCUGUUGCACGUAACAAUGCCGAUAAUGAUGAUGACCAGGCAUGGAGAGCAGAAUUUGGAGCCAUCUAUCAAGAGCAUUACUAGUUCUUAUCUGCUGUUUCUGAAUUAUCAACUGGCUCUGGCUUCAGAUCCUCCUUGGAUCGAAAAGCCUUUUGUGUAUUCUCUAUAAUUCAUUUUUCCUAUUUUGGUUUUUUUGACUUGGUACAUUCAUUGUAUUCUUUUAUACUCUCACAUACUAUAUUGCUAUAAUGAUAUUUGACUGUUUGGUUUUGUUACAA
This is a messenger RNA of Prosopis cineraria, 3786 nucleotides long. RefSeq names its product kinesin-like protein KIN-12F. Gene Ontology annotation, molecular function: microtubule binding; microtubule motor activity; ATP binding. Gene Ontology annotation, biological process: microtubule-based movement. The record is from RefSeq and is a predicted model, not a curated record. The coding region runs from base 116 to 3592 and encodes 1158 amino acids. The transcript is spliced from 16 exons. NCBI's taxonomy places the organism in Eukaryota, Viridiplantae, Streptophyta, Magnoliopsida, Fabales, Fabaceae.